Erythranthe guttata (spotted monkey flower) is the source of this 2144-nucleotide messenger RNA. Its product is annotated as putative NOT transcription complex subunit VIP2. Gene Ontology annotation, cellular component: CCR4-NOT core complex. The record is from RefSeq and is a predicted model, not a curated record. Gene Ontology annotation, biological process: regulation of DNA-templated transcription. Lineage: Eukaryota; Viridiplantae; Streptophyta; Magnoliopsida; Lamiales; Phrymaceae.
CAACGCGCACAGGCUAAAAUUCGGAGGCGGACACCUAUAUAAAUCGACUCUCUCACAUCAACUCCAGCAGGUUACUAUCACAUACACCACGCCCCCUCGGAGCGCCUCGUAUCUCUCUCUCCUCUCUCUCUCACUCUACAAGACAAGAUUUUUCUCAAUUCAUCAAUCGAAGUGAACUCAUCGAUAUUCAAUUUCACCUACAUUGAUACUGGUUAACGUAAAGUUAUAGUUUAUCGGAGGUCAUCUUUGGAGGGGAAUGACCCUUUGCCUUCUGUUUUGAGGAAUCAAAAUGUCAGGGAUACUCAGUUCAGGAUUGAAUGGAUCAAAUUCAAGCCUUCCAGAUAACACUGGAAGAGCUUUCGCAACUUCCUUUUCUGCCCAGUCUGGUUCCUCCGGCGCUGUUUUAAAUCAGUCUGGUGGAAAUCUUCAAGGACUUCAUAACAUCCAUGGUAGCUUCAACAUGUCAAACAUGCCUGCACCAUAUGCAUCAAGAAAUUCAGCGAAUCUUAGUGGUAUUCCAAACACUGUCCAGCAAGCUCCAGGGAGCGUGUCAAAUGGGAGAUACGCAAUAAAUAGUCUUCCAAAUGCACUUUCUCAGCUAUCUCUUGGAAGUUCACAUGGGCAUUCAGGUGUUACAAAUACUGGGGGCCCAGGUGUUCUUCCCAAUAUGGGAAAUACAGGCCGAAUUACAAAUUCUAUUGGUGGUCUUGUGGGUGGAGGCAACGCUUCAAGGGGUGCUAACUCUAGUGGGGUGGGCAAUAUUCCUGGCCUUGCUUCUCGCUUGAACUUGACUGCUCCACAGGUGGUCUCCAUGCUAGGCAAUUCUUAUUCUGGUUCUGGUGUGCCACUCUCACAAAACCAAUAUCAAGCUGGGAAUAAUAAUUUUAGUUUUAUGGCAUUAUUAAAUGAUUCAAAUGCCCACGAUAAUGGUGGUUUUGAUGUAAAUGACUUUCCUCAGCUAUCUGGCCGUCCUCCUUCUGCCGGUGGUUCUCAUGGUCAAAUAGGUUUAAUGCAAAAGCAUAACAUCGGUUUCGCCCAACAGAACCAAGAAUUCAGCAUUCAGAAUGAAGAUUUUCCUGCUUUGCCAGGAUAUAAAGCAGGUGGUCUUAAUGUCGGGGGCAAUGCGGAAUAUACCAUAAAUACCCACCAAAAAGAACAGAUCCAUGACAGUAUGGCAAAUUUAAUACAGUCCCAGCAAUUAUCCAUGGGAAGGUCUUCUGGAUUCAAUUUUGGUGGCUCAUAUUCGUCACAUCAUCCUCAGCAACAUCGCGCUUCGUCAAUAAAUGGCACAGGAGUUUCCUAUCUAACAUCCGGCAAUCAAGAUCUUCAUUUUCACGGUCCUGAUCAAUAUCAGCAAUUCCAACAGUCGCAAUCUCGUUUCAUCAAUCACCCCUUUAGAGAUAAAGACAUGAAAUCCACGCAGGGAUCCCAAACUGUACCUGACCAAUACGGGAUGCUCGGUUUAUUAAGCAUCAUAAAAAUGGUCAACCCAGCUUUGACCUCUCUUGCUUUGGGGAUUGAUCUGACAACUCUUGGUCUGAACUUAAACUCAUCCGAUACUCUUCACAAGAAGUUCGCAUCUCCUUGGUCAGAUGAACCCGUGAGAGGAGAGCCAGAGUACGUUGUUCCUGAAUGUUAUUAUGACAAACAACGUCCUCCACUGAAUCAAGGUACCUUUGCGAGAUUCCGGCCGGAAACAUUGUUAUAUGUCUUUUACAGCAUGCCAAAAGACGAGGCGCAAAUCUUUGCAGCAAAUGAACUUUACAACAGAGGAUGGUUCUACCACAGAGAGCACCGGUUAUGGUUCACAAGGGUGGCGAACGUGGAACCUCUCGUAAAGACAAACAGUUACGAGAGAGGUUCCUACAUCUGUUUCGAUCCCAAUACCUGGCAUGCAUCAAGAAAGGAUAACUUUGUCCUGCAAUAUGAAAUGGUUGAGAAAAGGCCGACAUUGUCUCAGCAGUUGCCGUUGUAGUUUUGAUUUUUGUCCUUGUCGUCUAAGCUAUUUAAUUUAGGAUUAUAUUUCGUCGGAACAAUAUCUUGUUGAUAAUAUGCUGAUUUACUUCGAACCACACACCUGUUUACCCAUAUUUAUUUUCUCCAGGCAUAUUUAUUCAAGGAUUAAAGAACCCCUUUCGACAUUU